Messenger RNA from Drosophila obscura, 1289 nucleotides. RefSeq lists its product as uncharacterized. The transcript has 2 exons. The record is from RefSeq and is a predicted model, not a curated record. Bases 385 to 1224 code for a protein of 279 amino acids. NCBI's taxonomy places the organism in Eukaryota, Metazoa, Arthropoda, Insecta, Diptera, Drosophilidae.
UUCUAUACAUGUUAUGAUUUUUUUUCGUCUGUCUACCGGAUAUUUUUUACAUAUGUGGUUAGAGUGCCGUGGCGGCAUUCGCACUCAGUAAAUCAACAGCAUAGCUCCGUGCCGUUAAAAAUGUAGGCUAAAUUGUUGCCUAUGACUUAAAAUGCAGAAUUAAUGCAUGAAUUGUACUUGUUUUAUACAGAUACAUCUGUACAUUAUAUUUGAUUGGAAAAGAACGUUUGAAGUGCAGUGCUAUUUUUGUAUCUGGAUCGGACUGGGACUUCGGACUCCACGGUAUGGGAGAGUUGUACUAAAGCCAUAUUUAUGUACAUCACAAACUGAUAAAGGGGGUGCAAAUAAAGGUUUUUACUUGCUGCGAACAUAUAUAUUUCAAAUAUGGCUAUGCUACAAGGAAUCCAGUCUUAUUUUUCUAAACUAAGUCCUCUGGCAGAAAAAAUUUCCCGCGAUAUAAGUCAGGUGAAAUCGGCUUACAGUCCAGAUGAUUGGCUUGGGUUAACUUUGCCAGAGCAGGAAAAUAUUGUCAACAAUCAUUUUAUCAAACCUGAAAUAUAUAUUAAGUACUUCAAUAAGACUAAACCGGAAUGUUCACCGAAAGAUAAAAUCGACAGUCCUAAGCUGGGAACUCAAACUAAAGAAAAUAUUUCUAAAGACGAACACCAGCACAGGCAUAUGAACGACGUUAUAUAUACCUUUAACGGUAAAAACCUGCACUCCUUUAUUUUUCAGAACGUGGGUCUGAAAGUUUUACACGAUGAAAAUACAGGAGACUACCGCGAUGAGCAUUCGUUCCCUUUUAGCUACCGAACCAAAUCACAAAUAAAUAUUCCAUCGGCUUUUAGUGAUAAUGUUGAUAUACAUCCGGUUUCCACAGAUGUGUGCCAUCAAAUUAUCCUUUUAAAAGUCGAAAAGGAAACAAUGCACGCUCGGCCAACAACUGAUCUUAGUGUUGCAAAAGAAAUUAAUAAUACAAGUCGGAGGGUAUCGUCCAUGCACGAAUACGAUCGACUAAAUCAGAGAAGAUAUGAUGACGGAACAUGUAGCUUUAAUACAGAUGAAAAAUCAAAUCUCUUGUCCAAUUUUGGCUCAAAAAAUAGUAUCGCGUCAGAUUUGUCUGAUGAAAAUGAAUCCAAAGAUCUCUUUCAAGAAGAAAAUGCUAAACUUCUAUCCCCAGCAGUGCAAAUACCGCAAGGCUUCGAUUUUUUAAGUAAUUGGUAGGGCCCGUAUCACUUGUAUUUGAUUAUAAAAUGAUUCGCAAUAAAAUACACAUUGUCGAGAAUUCA